CUGGGCUCCAAGCAAGAGAGGAAAUAAAUGAGCAGAGAGCAACAGCAUAGCAGAUGUGGGAGCCUGCUGAGGCCAUCAUUUAGGUCUGUAUUUGUUGAAUUCCUAUUUUGCCUUUCCUCCAAGGAUCCCAAGAUGGCGUACGUGGCUCUCUUGCUUCUGAUUUUAUCCUGCUCACGACACUGCAAGGUAGGCUAGGCUGAGAGACAGGGAUGGCCCAAGGCCGCAUUGUGAGAUUCAUAGCUGAGUGGGGAUUUGAAUCCUUGUCUCCCACACUUUAACUACUAGAACACCCCCUCCCAAAAAAAAAACCCAUCCAGAGCUGAUGCUGAAAUCAAGAGAUGCCAAGUCUAAAACAAUCACAUUGCAAAGCUUGGUGGUCAACUGUGACAUUUGCAAUAAAGUCAGACUUAAAAUUUCAAGUGUCACCUCCAAAAUGGCAAAUAGUUGUGAAUAAUUGUUCUAGAUCUUGUUGUAUGGAGGGGGACACUAGCACUAGCAGUGAUUGUCUUUAAGGUAUGGCUAUUUAAGUGGGCAUGACUAUUUACAGUGGUCAAAGUUGCCUGACUCCAAGCACAAAUGUAGGUGCCAAGGGCUUUGAAACUAUAUAAGCUAAAAUGUAACAGUCUAUCAAAAUCCCCAGAGUGCCAUUUUAGAAUUCCUAAAGGUAAAGGACCACUGAUAGUUAAGUCCAGUUGUGAACGACUCUGGGGUUGCAGUGCUCAUCUCGCUUUACUGGCUGAGGGAGCCGAUGUUUGUCCGCAGACAGUUUUUCCGGGUCAUGUGGCCAGCCAAGGUCAUUAGAAUUCCUAGGUCAUUCAUAGUAUAAUGAAUGAAUAAACCAGCCCCAAAAGGAUGCUAGCAUGGUUAAACAUUAGAGUCAAUAGAGGGGAGCUACGCAACUUUGCUGUCCUCUCUACAGUGUGAGGCUCCGAGAGACUUAAUAGUCAAUGUGGCAACAAGUAAGUAAACUUGAGCAACACAUGUGCAUUCAUUGCACACCCUUGGAAAAUGGGUCAUGACACUGGCACAUAUACAGAUAUCUGAGGGCAUAUUCCUGUUAUUCACAUAUUCACCAAUGUACUGCAGUGCUAUUGCACAAAAUGCAUAGCCACUAUUGCUAUUGAUAUUUCGAAUGUUUGCACCUAUUUUAAUAGAUUCGCUAGCCUAGAAAAAUUGCAUGAAAAGAAACAAGGGGCAAAAUACCCACGUAUAUCUUGUUUGCAUUCUCGUUUUCUCUCUUGUUUUCCCCCCACUUUUUCUUUUGUGUUCCGCUCUCUGAGUGAUUGUCUCUUUGCAAUCUUCAGGUGGAAAAGAAUUGUUGGGGGGGGGGAAUAACAUGUCAGGAGGGUGAGAGAAAUGCCCCAGGGAAGUGGCAAAUAUUUCUGCAAUUAACAGUGUGAAAAUGGCAGAUUUGUUAGCAGCGUUCAUGCAUUAUUUAAAAAAAACCAGCUGAAACAAAAGCUGCCCAGUGUUGAUUUCUCCUCGGGCAGGACUGGUUCACUUAUUAUUAUUUUUCUGGUUUUGCUCCCUGUUAGUCUCUUUUAUCUCCUUUGACAUGCUGGCUCCAUUUCAAGCCUCGCUUGAAAUGAAAGUUGUUCCAGGCACUCGACCUGAGUGUGUCAGUGAGUGUGCUUCCCUUUUCUCUAGAUUGUUGUAGCCUGUGGGACAGAAUCUGCUGGCAUCCAAAUCCAACCGAUUUAGUUCAAAAUGCACUGAGGAGGAGGGGAUCAGUUUCUGUUCUGCUGGAACAUAGGAAUGAUAGUAUCAUCUGACUUCAGAUGGGUCCUCUUGUCUAUGGCCCACAUCUUUUGCAUGCAUCUAGUGGGGAUGUCAAGUUGGCUCUGCUUAAGGAGAUCUGAUGCCCUGUUUUGGUGCUAUUGUCUUUUGUAGCAGACGCAAGCUCUCCCCGCUCUGUUCCACUCCAAACAACAGGGCCAGCAAGGCUGAAAGCUUAAUACCGAAGCGUAAGGACAUCUGUCAACUGGGAUUUCUCUCAGGCUGUAUUCAGACAGCAUUUUAUUCCAAUUCCUUACCUGGUCAUUUCCGUAUUUUCUGUGAUCUUUUGUAUGAUAUAAAAGCCACUUUUGGAAAUCAAGCAGAUGUUUACUGUUGAUUUCCACAUUAAUUGCUGUUUGAAAUCCCAUUUCAAUUAUGGGAAUUUUGCACUGUAAUUUUCACAUGGUUUUCGAGGCUCACGCCAUCUGGCUUUAUGUCCCCAAAGCAUAGGAGCUAACUCCUAGGGGCCAAGGUCCCUUUGCCUGCCCCCCAAUAAAAUAUUUGAGCCCCCCCAGUUGAUGGGCAUUGGCAUUCAAAUGGUGUGUGUGUGCUGUGUCAUAUGAUCAAGUAUGUGGGGCGGGACUUACCUCCCCCCAAAUUUUAUUCAAGUUGGCACCCCUUCCCCAAAGUAGUCCCAUCUAGGGCCCUCAUGAGCAGACACUAGAUUUGGCUGGGUAGAACAAGGUUCUCCCCCUUGUCUGCAACUGGCCUAUUUCUGGGGCAAACAAAGGAAGAAUGAUAAUGAUAAUGAUAAUGGUAAUAAUUUAUUAUUUAUACCCCGCCCAUCUGGCUGGGUGGCUCCCAACAGAAAAUUAAAAACACGAUAAAACUUCAGACAUUAAAAACUUCCCUAAACAGGGUUGCCUUCAUAUGUCUUCUGAAAGUCAGAUAGUUGUUUAUUUCCUUGACAUCCUUGACAGGGCAGGUGCCACUACCAAGAAGGCCCUCUGCCUGGUUCCCUGUAACCUCACUUCUUGCAGUGAGGGAACUGCCAGAAGGCCCUCAGAGCUGGACCUCAGUGUCUGGGCUGAAUGAUGGGGGUGGAGAUGCACCUUCAGAUGAAGGCCAAGACCCUGCUUUACACACAGGCAAUGUGUUUUGGAGUACAAAUUUUCAAAGGGAUAUGAUCUAGUGCCAGCCAUAGACUCGGAUCUUCCAAGUCCACUUAUCCACAUGGGUAGUUCAACAACAUUCAGUGAAAGAACUCACAGAUACCAAUGGCUUGUGUCUGAAAUCCCUAGUUUGUGACACUCACUACAAAGUCUUUAGUUUUAAUCCAGCAAUGUCUCUCCAAAUAUGUCUCCUGAAGCUCUGCUCCUCUUCUUGUGGAGAUGCUGUCAUUGGACUGGUGGGGGAAGGAGUCACCGUAGUGAUGGUGCCAAAGAUAAAACUGAAUAAUGUAGUUGGUGUCACUCGUAAUUGUGAAUUUCCAGUGGACCUCAAUUGGUUUAAACAGUUCUUUAAUGCUACCAAGAUACCUUUUGCAUUUCAUUUCCUCUGGGAAGAGGAGGUCAACCCUUGUUAUGCUGCAUAUAAUUUAUCUGAAAGGACAUUGUCAAGGUUUGGAGCUUAGAGCUGGAAACCCUGUGGAAACCCAUCAGUACUAUUUAUCCUUAAAAAAUAAUAUCCUAACAUGCCUUAGCGCACCAAACAAGCUUAGGCUAUCCAACAUGCAUGAGCAAUCACACAAAAUUAAACAAGUGUGAUCUACAGCAAAAAAUAAAUAAAAAUUCGAAACUCGGCACACAAAGAAAAUGGGAGAAGAGCAAAGAUGAGUUUGUGGAUAUUUUAAGGAACCUGAAUUUUUACCACCUCUAUAUAGACUGAUCAAAUAAUACUUAGGAAAGCUUCAGUAUUCAACCUAUGAGCAAAGACUGGAAACUUAUCUUCCACACUAGUCAGCAAACAUCCUUGAAGGAGCUGAGCUUAUUAUUCACAUUGACUUGCUGUGAUGUACCACCAUGUCAAUACAUUCUGGAUAUAUGCUAUUGAAACUAGCUGUGACUGUACCUGAUAAUCAGCAAAUGAGAGCAAUUGUAGACUGAAUCCAGGAAGGCAGCCAGAAGCCAUUACAAGAAAAGCUAUCCCUAAGCUCAGCUGAUAUUCAUUCCUGUAUGAAUGGAAUAUUUCACUGCAGAAUGAGGGGAGGGCUUGGUGAGAAGAAUAUGGUUAUCUGGAUCUGAUAGACAGGUAGGGAGAUUUAUUUAUAUGACUGAAUGAUCCCCCAGGCAGCCGAUUUUGAGUGCCACGUAAGGGCAUUAAAAAAAUUUGUUGUUGUUGCACUGCCUAAGAGAGUACAUUUUUCUAUCUCAAGUGCAAAAAUAAAUUGGCUAGCUUUGCAUACUGUGCACACUGACUUGAGGAUUUGCUAUUCUGCCUCGGGCGGCAAAAUGUCUUGGGUCAGACCUGUCCAUAGAUUAAUUUUGUUUUGAAUCAAGAGCAGACAUUGUGGUGGGAUGGCAGUGCCCACCUGGCCUCUGAUGAGUUGCAUUGCUACUGCUUACUGGAAUGUAGGGGGGAGGCAAGGCAGAAGCAAGUCAGUAUUGUGCAGAUGCACCAGUGGCAGCACCAGAUUAGCUGGUGCAUUUGUGCUGCCCUUACCUCACCAGCAGUGGGACCAACCAGAGGUCAGAUAAGCACCGCCACUCCACCACAUUAUCCACUACUGUGUUCUGUUUUGUAUCGAAUUUAUAGGCUUUCAAUUUCAUGGGAUGAAAUGGAAUAAUCUGAGGGUGUGAAUACUUUAUCUCAACUCAUUCUCAUUGCACAACAUAUAACAUAUAAACCUCUAAAAUUCUCUCCUCAGUAUUGCAGCAGUCUCCAAGCUCAGAUUUCCCACUAGUUUUACAAUAAGAUCCCCCAUCCCUUUUUUCCCCCCUUUUAGCUAAAAUUGGGUGGUGGUGUCCAUUUUCACUUAUACUGAAUUUCAUAUGCCCUUUUCUUCUCCAUUCAGCCAGUUUGGAGGAAAACAUUUUGAUUUUUUGCAGCCUGCUUUGGAUUUUAACAUCUUAAAUAAUUUGGUGUCAUCCGCAAACUUGGCUCCCUUAUUGUUCACCCAUGACUUCAGAUUAUUUAUUGGCUGGGCUCCCACCAGUUCAUUUAUUCCACUUAAGUGAAGACUUAAUGGCUGGUCUCCACAAACAUCCUUUCAAAUUCCAGGACAUCCAAGUUGACCUAUGCAACUCAUCUGCAGCAGCAAUCUGGGCGGGGUGGGGUCGCUACUCUAGUUUCCUGGCAGGUGGGCCACUUUUGCUUAGUAGGAGGGGGAAGGGUGAGAGAGACUGGUGUGGUGCAAAUUAAAUGACAGGAGCACCAUGUUGUCUCCACUGGUGUGUUCAUCCACACCACACUGACCUAUGUACUGCUUUGCCCCUCUCCUUCUCCCUCCUGGUACAGGACAGCGACCCACCUGCCAGGAAGCUAAUGAUGCAACUCCAUCCCACCCUUGAGAUUUAAACCAGAAACACCAAUUUCAUUCCAUUCCUUUCCAUGCUUCCCAGUUGCAGUCAGAAGGUGGGGUGGUGGCACUGACCUGACCUUCUGUCACCAGUAUUGGUGUGACUUACUGGGAGGGAGACAGGAAGGAGCAAGAUGGUGGUGAGGUACUGCUGGAUUUUGCAUCAUGCCCUUGUCACUAUCUCACCCAUCACCCUUUCCUUCCCAGUGAGCUGUAUGGAUAACAGUGACAGGGGGUCAAGCACCGUAUUUUUUGCACCAUAACACUCACUUUUUUCCUCCUAGAAAGUAAGGAGAAAUGUCUGUGUGUGUUAUGGAGCGAAUGCCUACGGAUAGCGGGGGGAUCUGCUGCAGUUGUGAGCAGAGGAUCCAUGGUUCCCCUUCCUUCCCUCCUCUGUGGCUCACUUUGAAACAGCAAAGUGGGAGAAGAGCCACUGAGUGGGGGGGGGAGAGGAGAGGGACAGAGAGCCUGCUUGCUUUAAAGGAGCAAAGCGGGAGAGGAGAGGAGCCUUCUCCUCUUAUACCCCUCUUCUGCAUUAUUAACAGCAUCCUUCUCCACCCACCCCACGCGUGUUCCUUGUCCCUUGAGUGCUUUUCCUUCCCUCCCCACUUAAAAUGUGGUUACAAAGCACGGAUCCACAUGGAUCCUCAGGAUUUUUGCAUUGGGCUACCCCAAACUCACCGUCAGAUCACAUGUCUGUGGCCACAGCAUGAACCACAAAAUCAUACAUCCACUGUUUCGUUUAGAAUAUUUUUUUUCUUGUUUUCCUCCUCUAAAAACUAUGUGUGUGUUAUGGUCGGGUGCGUGUUAUAGAGCGAAAAAUACGGUAAGUACCACCUCCUUGUUCUGCUGACUGCCACUAGUGCAUCUUGCUAGUACAGGAUCAAAAUUUAAGUUUUCUUGCUUCUUAAAAAAAUGAUGCUUGAGAAAGUUUGUAGCAUAUUGGGGUUGGUGAUAGUCACUUGAACAGUCCUGAAAUGGAUCAGGUUUGCCAUAGCAAUGAGACCAUAGCAAACCUGGUCUUCCUGAAUGAACCACCACAAGGAAUACAACAGGGAAAUUAUGACGAAGCUAUGAUGAAACAGAGAAAUGGUUUGGUUUCUUUUGAGUGGCAGUAAUAGCUUCUCUGGACACUGGCUGCAAAAAAUAAUAAUCAAGGAAAAGGAGUUAGAUAAAAUCACUAUCAAUCGUGGUGAUUUGCAGAUGUAAUUUGAAAUCAAGAUGGAUUUGAGUUGUUUGGUGUCUCUGGUAACUUCUCUCUCUUACAUCAUGGGUGGUGGCUCAUAUUAUGGAUGCAUGUUCUGUAUUAUUUUAUUGGUACAAGUUUGUCAUGGUCUUUGGAUGCAAAAAUAAACCUAUGAACUGAACUGAGCUUCUAGGUAUUUAUUUCAAUAAAUUUAAGCAUUCCUUUAAAAUGACAAAAUGUGUGUGUGUGUGUGUGUGUGUGUGUGUCCCCUCAAGAUUUUCCUGCAGUGCCUGUAGAGACAAUGAAGGCAAAACAAUAUUGUCUGGGCUUGAAUCUCAGUCUCUUCUGUUCAGAUCAAACAAAAUGCUCCAAUUCCUAACAUGCAAUUUAGAAGUACAAGGACAGCCUCUUCAUCUGAUCAUGGCAGAGAAAAUGUGCAGAAGAGGGAAGGAGAGAGGAAACAGAGAACAGAUCCUCCAGUGGUUUUAGUGACUCAGUGGCACCGCUUCCCUGGGUUCAGUGAGUGUUAAAUGCAGCAGUGCGUGGGAAGCAGUGGAGAAGGACAAAUGCUAUUAGCAAAAUGAAAGGGUGAGAAUAAGACGCUGCUGGCCCUGUGGCUAUUAUAAGACAGUCUGGAGGCUUGCUUUGCUUACUGUUAGGGGGAAAGAAGGAAAUGGAGCUGAUUGCUCAUGGAUGAAUGACAAUCUUUUCCCUCACCCCCACCUCACUCUGAUGAAGAAGUGGCACAUCAGCAUGCUGCUCUGGAAGAACAGCACCAACCUAUGAACGAUGAACUUUGUACAUUUCAUUAUUCCAUUCUACAUGUAAAAUUUUAAAAUCCCAGUACAAUUUCUAGGUUUUGUUCACUCCACUCUGAAGGCAUUAGGUUAGCUCUACUACAUAGUUGGCAAAGCUAGUACAGUGGUACCUCGGGUUAAAAACUUAAUUCGUUCUGGAGGUCUGUUCUUGACCUGAAACUGUUCUUAAUCUGAGGUACCACUUUAGCUAAUGGGGCCUCCUCCUACUGCUGCAUGAUUUCUGUUCUCAUCCUGAAGCAAAGUUCUUAACCCAAGGUACUAUUUCUGGGUUAGCAGAGUCUGUAACCUGAAGUGUCUGUAUCCCGAGGUACCACUGUAAUUAGAAUAUACUGCAUGCAUUCUCAUCCCACCCACCCCAUUCUCUCUGUAGAUAUAGAGUUAGAGAUAGGGAAGGGAGAGAAAAGCAGUCUUUGCAUCACCUAGCUUGCCAGCAGUUAUUCUGUCAUUCCUUGCAAGUAAUUGCUAGAAAUUAUUUUCCCAUAGGUAGAGGAUAGCCAGUUGUGUACAUGGCUGGUGGAGGGCUGCUCUUAUGCAAGGCUUGCAUCUUAGCUUCUAAAUGCUACUGGAGUGUCAGCAAGCUGUUUGGGAAUUGACUUAGCCUGUUGCCUAGCAGCUACACCUACAGCUACAGUCACACUACACGGUCCUGUCUACCUCACCGUACAAGCAAAAUGACUCAGCCAGGGCUGUGUGUGUGACAGCCACAUGCUGAGGAUGGUAGGAGGAUGGGAAGGGGAGGGGAGAGAGGAACAAAUAUGAGUCCAUGUGGCUUGGCAUGCCGAACUUCUACACUAGUUUCCUGGCAUAAGUGUUGUUGUUGCUUACUACAAGGAGAAGGUCUUGGGGAGGUUGGCAUGGUGACAACACACCAGCAGGAGUGCCAGAUUGGUUCUGCCAAUGCAUUUGCACUGCAACAACCUCCCCACUGCUUCAUUCUUCCACCUCUCCCUCUCAGUUUCAUCCCUCUGCCUACCUUCUCAGUGACUCACCUGCUUGGAAACUAGUGUGUCAGCUCUGUCUCACUUGACAAGCUACUUCUUAGAGUCAGAGGACACUGAAAUAUUGUGUGUCAUUGCUUGGGGUGACUGUCACCUGCUUUCAAUUCCAUACAGAGAGCACAGAACAAAUCUGAGGGUUUUCCAAUGUUUCAAAAAUAAUGUUUCUUACACGGUUCAUCUCCAUGUUAUUCUCAUAACAUCUCUGUGAGGUAGAUUAGGGCAAGAAGUAGCAACUUUUAGACCCAUUUCAGUGAAGGACAACUGGCAGCCAAUAUCUGGCCAAUGGGCAGCCACCAGAAGGCCCACCACAGUACAAGCUGAUCCAUUUUUAUUCAGAGUUUAAUCCCAAUGUCACCAGCGAGGCUUAUUCCCAGAUAAAUAUGCAUAAGUUUGCAACCUUAGAACCCCUUUUCCCUCCUAUUGCCAGCCUCAGGAUGUCCCUAUUUUCAUCAGAAAAACAUUGGAGGGUAUCACAGUUGUUUUCAUGCAGGAACAAGUAUGCUCUUUCCAUGGCAAGCAAUAUGCUUAGGACAUCUUGAGGACAUGGGCAAUGGCAAGAGUGGGAGAGUAGAGACUUGGCCCUCACACCCACCAGGUUGUAGACCAGACAGACAGUGGCAACCUCUGGCCCUCCAGAUGCUGUUAAACUCCAUCUCCCAUAAGUCUCACCCAGCAUGGUCAAUAGUCAGAAAUGAUGUGGGCUGAAUUCCAACAACUUCUGGAGUUUCUCCAUAGCUGCUGUGGAGCCUUGUCUUCUGUUGAAUUGAUGCUAAGUAGAGGUCAGGGAAGAGAAUGUAUUUCCCUGUGAUAUCCCAUUAGGAUGUUGGUAGUACAGUUUCUCGUUUCAUUUCCUCACACUUUGGUUAUGCUCUUUGCCAGGUCUCAGUCAUUACUUUCCUAAGGCAGAUUUCAUUAAUUAGAAUAUGAGUCACUGAAAUACUUAAAAUGGCUUGGGAAUAACAAACAGGGGAUUAGUGUGUCUCAUAGCAAUUUGCCACACCAAAAAAAGAAAGACCAAUGGCCCAUUUAGAAUAAUCUUCUGAGUCUAAUACCAGCUCAUACUCAAAUUAUCUCUGAGGUAAAUGAAACACUCCCACAAUGCAUUUGGCUAGUUAUGCAGGGUUUUUAUCAAAGCAGAGAAACAUUUCACACUGACCUCAGCUGAGCAGAAGCGUAUGCCCAAAGUAUGAGGAUUGAUAGACCUUUUAUUUUUAUCCUAGUGAGAGCAAUGGUGCAGGUGCUAAAGCAAUUUAUUUGAGUGUCUAAUUCUAUUUUGAGUCUGACUUGUCUUGUCAGCUCCAUAGAACCUAACAGUUCACAGGUGUUCUCAGGAACAGCUCCAGCACACUUAAAGAAAUUAUUGGAAGGGUAUGGAUUGUGACAUAGCAGUGUUCUCUGCCAAAAUUGGAAUUCAUUGGGGAAUGCGGUCUUUUAAAUGCAGAUCUAGGGAUCAGCGUUUGUGCCUGCAUAACCUUGAAGCUGCACUGCAACGUGGCUCCGUAUUGGUGCAGGGCUUUACCACAGGCGUGUUCCUCAAAGUAGGUGAAAAGGAGAGGCUAUGUGGCAAGGUGUCAAGAGUGCCAGACAAGGAAUGACUUUCCAAACCCUCCCACUCAGCCAUGAAACCCACUGGGUGACUGUGGGGCAGCCACUCACUCUCAGUCUGGCCUACCUCACUGGGCUGUUGUGAGACAAAGGGGGGAUAGCUGUGUGAACACUGUCCCAAGCUCCUUGGAGGAAGCAGGGGACAAGAGUUUAAUUAAUUAAUUAAUUAUCGGAAGGUACAUCACAUGCUUGUGCACACAGAAGAUCCCAGUAGCAACUUCAGUGACAAGGAUGACUGGAAAGAUCUCUUCCUGAGGCCAUAGAGCUCUCCUGCCAGUCAGAGAAGGCAGCACACCGUUGUAGGUGGACUUAUGGCCCAUAUAAAGCAGCUUCAGUGGGGCCCAUGUAGAAUCAUAGAAUUGUAUAGUUGGAAGGGACCCCAAUGGUCAUCUAGUCCAACCCCCUGCAGUGCAGGAGUCUCAACCAAAGCAUCCAUGGCAGAUGGCCAUCCAACCUCUGCUUAAAACCACCUAGAAAGAGGAUUCUACAACCUCCCAAGGAAGACCGUUCCACUGUCGGACAGCUCCUACUGUCAGAAAGUUCUUCCUCAUGUUUAGCCAAAAUAUCAUUUCUUGUAACUUGAAGCCAUUGGUUCCAGAGGGUACUUUGCAGUUUGCACUAAUUUUCUGUGCUGUGCAUUAUAUCUACAUAGAUUUCUAGGCACAAUUUAUUAAGUUUGUUGCUUAUUAAUUUUUUUAAGGCUACCAUACAAACCAUGGCUUCUGCUAAACAACAACUUAGGCUGCAACCCCAGACACACAUCCUAGGGCGUAACCCUCACUGAAUUCAGUGGGACUUGCUUCCACGUAAACAUGGCUGAGGCUGCACAAAAGGAUAACAAAGUGCUCCAUAAAACAUUGCUCAUCUUAUUUAUUUCAUUUAUAUUCCACCUUUCCUCCAAGGAGCUCGGGUAGCAUACAUGGUUCUCCUGCUCCCCAUUUUAUCCUUGCAGCAACCUUGUGAGUGACUGGCCCAGCGAGCUUCACGAUUUGAAUCCUCGUCUCUCAGGUCCUAGUCUGGCACUACACCAUACUUAACACUCCCUCCCCAACCUUCUCUUUUCUAUUUAAAAACCAGAACUGAGUUGAAAAACCACAGGCUUGAGAAUGUCAGAAAAUAAUAAAAUAUGCCUUUUACCUAGUCCAGCUGGCAAGUCAAAUCCCACAAAGUCAAACAGUCUGGAUUUCUUAUUAAGGUAGGAAUUGCUCAGCCAAAGGAAUUUUGGGUUGCUGGUUUGUGUGUGUGUGUGUGUGUGUGUAAAAACGUGGGUACUUUUAUUUCUUGUCAUUAGUAGUACACCCUGAUCAUACCUCCCCCCUCUGUUUUUCUCCUCUCUUUUUCUAUGAACACAGAAUGUAUUGUGAUGCUUCAAGGGCUCACCAAAGGAUGGAGCCAGCCCCUCUGCAUGCUUGCGUGCUUCUAUUGUGCCAGAGCCAUCUCAGCUAUUCCAAAUUCUGCGCCGCAGCCAGAGGUGAUCACACCAAAGAAAGAAGGCGGGCUGGCGAUAGGGACUGCUUGCCACGUAAGAUCAGCCGAAUGGUAAUCCGACGGGAUGGAAUUAACAACACUCCAGUGCUCACGCGAAAAAUUAAAAUGAACGCCACAAAGCCAGAGACAAGCCACCCACACAAGACAAAAAAAGGUAGCUGCCCAGGAGAAGCCAUUGUAGAGAGAGAGAUUAAAUCCGCAGGGUUGGGAGGGAAGCAGUGGGAGCAGUAAGAGCAUAAGAGAAGGCGUCACAAUGAUGGGUGUCGAGUUCUUCAAAGCCGUUCUUCUCCACUUUUCUGUCAGAACCAAGGAGGGCAGAGCCAUUGAGAGCUAAAUGGACCCGCUAAGGAUUUUAUUGAUUGAUUUAAUGGAAUUUGUACACUGCUUAAUCAUCAAAAACCUCUAAAGCACUUCAGUCUCUCAUUCAGUCUCUGGCACUAGUGCCAUCAGGGCUAGCCAACAUGGCGCCUUCCAAGGGUUGUUGGACUACAACUCCCAUCCGUCCCAGCCAGCAUGGCCUAUGGCUAAGGAUGAUGGGAGCUGAGGUCCACAACAUCUAGAAGGCACCAUGUUGGCCACCGCUGGAUGACAGAGGGUGGAAUUCAAUGUCACGUUCUUCCAAGUGUUCUGUCUGUGUAAGCAUUUCGGGCUGCAAGACAGAAUGAUUCCCCCUCAACUCCCUCCACAUGUUGUUCUGGUUGAAUGCCCCUACCAACCAAUUGUGGAGGGUGCAGGGGGGGUUAAAUCCCAUCACACAUGUGGCAGUUCUUGUGCAGGGCUUCCAUUAGCAGUUCGAAAGCACAUCAGUGCAAGCAGAUAAAUAGGUACCGCUCUGGUGGGAAAGUAAAAGGUGUUUCUGUGUGCUGCUCUGGUUUUGCCAGAAGCGGCUUAGUCAUGCUGGCCACAUGACCCGGAAAAACUCUGUGGACAAACGCCUGCUCCCUCGGCCAGUAAAGCGAGAUGAGCGCCGCAACCCCAGGGUCUUUCGCGAUUGAACUUAACUGUCAGGGGUCCUUUACCUUUACCUUUUAGAACAGCAGUUUUAGGUUUUUCACAGCAUGGUGAUGAACUCUGAUACUUGCUAAUGUCUGCAGAUCUAGCUUCCGUUAAAGACACAGGAACCGGGAGCCGUGAAAACCUCAGCAACCCUUUAAUGCAAAUUGGACAUACAUCCAGCUUUAUACUGCAGAAUUGCUUGUGUACUGGCAUUGUACAACAGGCACAUGAAUGAUGGUCGCUUUUUCCUUCCUGUGUUUUCCACGCAGCACUUAGAUGACAGCACAGAUGGUGACUGCUUCCUGACAAGAAACAUGUCCAUUAAAAUGACUCAUGAAGAUAAGAGAUCGUUCUAAUCAUAGGGCACAGACAGGACUAAUUUAUUAUAGAAAGGGAUUUGCUUUGCUAAAGGCUGCUUGAAAGGACCGCAUCUUCCAAAAAGCUGGCGGUGAGAGCUAUACCAUAAUAUAGACAUUCUGGUGGUUAAUUUACCGAAGUAUGGAAUGCUGGUAAAAACAACAACUGAUCAGCAACAGAGUUAGGGUCAAACUGGACGUGACACUAAGGAGAGCAGCUGGGUUAUAAAAAGCAAAAGAAGUUAAUACUAUGCAUGGAGGGGAGGCAAUUUUUAUUGGAUUCACAGUGCAAGGGGGGGGGGGGGAGAUUCAACCCUCUUCUCAACCAGUAGGAAGGAGUGCCACUACGCACCUCCAAGCAUCCUGCUUUUCCAGGGACAGCCCCGGAACUGUGGAAGCCAACCUGGCUUCUGAUUUGAUCCUGGAAUGUCCCUAUUUCCCCUGCUAGCGCUGUCACCACCGAUCUCGGGGAGGAGGAUAAGCCGGGUGGCUAUUUGUCCUAGGCCAUAGCAGCUGUGGCUGUUGUUGUGAGGGAGCACGCCAUGACUUCUCCAUGGCUGCUGCUGCUGGCUUCCUCCCUUGGGUAGCUCAUAGCGGCUGCUAGAGAGCAGGCAAGGAGGAGAAGAGGCUGCCACUGCUGAGGCCCCGCCCUGCCUGACUCCAGCACUCCUGACAGUGUGUUUGCUCCUCGCCGAACUCCCUGCUGCCUCUCCUUGCAGGGAGGUGGUAGUGAUGCCACUGCUGGGAGGCCCAGUGUGUGGCCACAUCCAUCCCUGCAGGCCAGGCCUGGAAUCCAGCUUUUCUCAUGAGGAUAGGCUUCCCCCUUUUCGUUUUGUUCCAGCAGGGUCCCUGUCCCUAACCUGCCUCACAUUGUUGUUGUGAGGAUGAAGUGGAGAAGGACUGCAUGCACGAUCCUAAGCUCCAUGAAGGAAAGAUGGGCAGAUAAUGCAGUAAGAAAUAGGAAACAGCCAAACACCUGUGUUGUUGUGCAUCUUCUCUCCCCCCCACCACCCUUUUGACAAACGGCAUAAUGAAAUGUCAAAGCACCUACUUAGCUGCAUUUUAUCUCCCUUUCUUGUACGUCAAUCAUGUGUGACAGGUCAGCCAAAAGCAGGGAGAUGCCUCCCAUGCUCCUUUCCGAGUCUGAUCUCAUUGCCAUGGAUACUGCUGCCGACUGCAAUCGCUCCGGCAUUAUGUCCGGAUUUCCUCACAGGUGCAGAUUUGAUGCACAUAAAAGAAUAGAAUUUAAUUUCCAAGCAGAUGCUGUUUAUGGAAAGUGACUGUGAAGAGCCUGCCUUUGCUUGGGGUGAUGCUUUAGCUGUGCUGCCUCCGAUUUUCUUGCAAUUACUUCAUAACGUCUAAUUUUUAUUUAAAAGUCUGCUAUCAGAUUGCUCUUUCAGGCUACAACGUGCAGAACUCUUGGAUAAAUGCCCGGUUUUUUUCUUAUCUGCUUGGCUUGCUUUCAGGUUCAAAACAUGACUCCUUGGUAAGUCACAAACAGGCAUUUGGAAGGCACAUCUCUCCCUUAGUUUCUGCUAUCUUCCUUCUGUGAAGAGAUGGCCUUUAAUGACCUGGAAAAGGGCAAGGCAGAUAAGGAGCUCAGGGAUGCCUGCGACCUCCCAACAUUUGCAUAAAUGUUAGCUAUUCGAAAUAGUCAGGGGAAGGAGAAUCAAUAUAAUUUGAGUAUCUCUUCAUCUGGGUUGGCCCAAAUAACUGAAAAUCUACUGGGGAAACCAGCCAAAAUUUGACUUUUUGAGGUGGGGUGGAAGGUGGGUCAUGAAUACCACUGAGAAUAAGUCAUGUGAAGCUCCUGGGUGCAUACAAAUUUGUUUCAAAUAUACAUAAACCAGGAACGGACAAGUUUAACAACACAUUUCUUCUAUUCUUCCUCCCUUUCCCUCUACAGAUACUCAUCUUGAGUAUUUUGAUAAUCACUGGAUUUCUAUGGGUAGGCACCAACCACUAUCAUCUUAACAGCAUCACCUCAAGUCUUAUCCUUUCACAU
Molecule: messenger RNA, 14685 nt
Organism: Podarcis lilfordi (Lilford's wall lizard)
Lineage: Eukaryota; Metazoa; Chordata; Lepidosauria; Squamata; Lacertidae
Source: the annotation of a GenBank genome assembly